AUGUCUACAAAGAGUAACAACACUAAGAAGAGGAAGACACCAUCGACAAACUCGUCCAGGCCGAACAAGCGAGCGGCAGCCAUGCCACGAACGACAAGCUCAUCAUCCCCAGACGGCGGGCCGAUAUACUUCUGGAGGGAGACCGAGGAGCCCUACGGAUGGAUGUCACAAUGGUAUGCAUAUGAGAUGCGAGACGGAUCAGACGGCGCCAUCGUCUACCCGACAGCGGAACACUACAUGAUGUACCAAAAGGCGAGGCUCUUCGGCGACGACAAGGUCGCAGGCGAGGUCCUCGCCGGCUCGGAGCUGCACCCGCGUAAGAUCAAGACUCUGGGGCGCAAGGUGGUCGGAUUUGAUGAGACAACUUGGGUGGCCGAGAGGGAGAGGAUCGUGCAAGAGGGGACCUGGUUGAAGAUGACGAAGCCUGCUCAUGACGGGCAGGUAAAUCUUGGGGAGUUGCUCCUAGCGACAGGAGACAGGGAGUUGGUUGAGGCAAGCCCGUACGAUCAGGUGUGGGGCGUGGGGUUCCGAGCCCAAGAUGCUGAGAGGAAUAGGGAGCGCUGGGGAUUGAAUCUAUUGGGCAAGGCGUUGAUGGCCGUCCGCGAGAGGCUCAGGGAGGACAGCGGGGAGCGUAAGGGAGUUAUAGAGGCGAAGGGAGAGGCUGCAGGAAAGGAGGCAGGUGAGGAAGAUUGA
This is a messenger RNA of Diaporthe citri, 693 nucleotides long. RefSeq lists its product as uncharacterized. The transcript has a single exon. Lineage: Eukaryota; Fungi; Ascomycota; Sordariomycetes; Diaporthales; Diaporthaceae. The record is from RefSeq and is a predicted model, not a curated record. The coding region runs from base 1 to 693 and encodes 230 amino acids.